Neltuma alba is the source of this 2019-nucleotide messenger RNA. RefSeq names its product protein DAMAGED DNA-BINDING 2-like. Gene Ontology annotation, biological process: response to UV; DNA repair. Gene Ontology annotation, cellular component: Cul4-RING E3 ubiquitin ligase complex; nucleus. Lineage: Eukaryota; Viridiplantae; Streptophyta; Magnoliopsida; Fabales; Fabaceae. Gene Ontology annotation, molecular function: damaged DNA binding; protein binding. The record is from RefSeq and is a predicted model, not a curated record.
UGUUCUUAGUCACUCUCAUUUCUCCUCCACUUUUGCCUUUUGGUUUUGCCUUUUCAUUUUCUGUUGGAGAAAAUGGCUCCGGUUACUCGAAGAAUGGCCUUCCCGAAAGUCGUCAUUGAGAGGGACUCUGACUCUGAACAGAGUAGCUCUGACGAGGAACCCGAUGAAGAGGAACAAUCUGAAACACUGGAAGACGAUGAAGAAAAGGAAAAUGGCAUUGCGGAGAGGGGAGACGUUGAGGGAGUUGAAGUGGGUUUGGACGCAAAGAAAGGGAAAGCACCUAUCACUAUCAGUCUCAAGAAAGUUUGCAAAGUGUGCAAGAAGCCUGGGCAUGAAGCGGGAUUCAAGGGGGCGACUUAUAUCGAUUGCCCCAUGAAGCCUUGCUAUCUGUGUAAAAUGCCUGGACACACUACAAUGACUUGCCCUCAUAGAGUGAAUUCUGAGUUUGGAGUUAUUCCUGCUCCGCGCAGAAAUACAUGUAAACCUUUUGAAUAUGUGUUUGAACGGCAGCUAAGACCAUCCGUACCUCCGAUCAAACCCAAAUAUAUGAUCCCUGACCAAGUACAGAGUGCUGUUAUCAGACAUCACAGUAGAAGAGUAACAUGCUUGGAAUUCCACCCCACAAAGAAUAACAUCCUCUUAUCCGGAGAUAAGAAAGGACAAGUUGGAGUCUGGAAUUUUGAAAAAGUAGAUGAGAGGACGGUCUAUGGAAAUAUACAUUCAUGCAUAGUAAAUAACAUGAGGUUUAACCCUAGAAAUGAUUGUAUGUUCUACUGUGCUUCCUCAGAUGGCACCUUUAGUUACACAGACCUGGAGACCGGAAUUUCAUCCCUGCUAAUGGACCUUAACCCUGACGGAUGGCUGGGUCCAAGCAGUUGGAAAAUGCUUUAUGGCAUGGAUGUUAACUUGGAGAAAGGUCUUGCGCUUGUUGCUGAUAACUUUGGCUUUCUUCAUUUGGUAGAUACUCGCACCAACUACAAGACUGGCAAUGCCAUUUUGAUUCAUAAAGGUACCAAAGUUGUUGGUCUUCAUUGCAAUCCAGUACAACCUGACCUCCUCUUGAGUUGUGGAAAUGAUCACUUCGCUCGUAUUUGGGAUAUGCGUCGGUUGGAAACUGGUUCAUCCCUUUAUCAACUUGAGCAUGGUCGUGUAGUUAGCUCUGCAUAUUUUUCUCCUAUUUCUGGGAUUAAAAUCCUUACGACAUCACUGGACAACCGCCUUCGCAUAUGGGAUUCCAUAUUUGGCAAUAUGGAUUCUCCAAGCCGCCAAAUUGUACAUAGUCAUGAUUUCAAUCGGUAUUUGACUCCUUUUAGAGCUGAAUGGGAUCCAAAGGAUCCAUCAGAGUCCCUGGCUGUUGUUGGUCGUUAUAUCAGUGAAAAUUAUAAUGGAGCUGCCCUGCAUCCUAUUGAUUUUAUAGAUACCAGUACAGGGCAAUUGGUAGCAGAGGUCAUGGACCCAAACAUCACAACCAUCAGUCCCGUGAACAAGCUGCAUCCACGUGAUGAUAUUCUGGCAUCUGGAAGUUCUAGAUCACUGUUCAUAUGGAAGCCUAAAGAGAAGUGUGAACCUAUAGAGGAGGAAGAAGAGAGGAAAAUUGUUAUAUGUGCAAGUGCUGAGAAGAAGAAGGGCCAGAAGAAAGGUCGGAAGAAGGGCGAUGAUGAUGAUGAUGAUUCUGAUGAUGAUGCUUUCAUAGCCAAGCUUAAGAAGUCAAAGUCAAAAAAGCAUUGAGCAUUGUGUCAUAGUUGAACCACUUUCCAUUUUACCUUGUAAUUUUGUACAGGUGGGCAAAUUUUCCUCCUAAUUUUGUUGUUUUGGAAUGGGAGGGAUGCCAUCAUCAUGUAGUGAGCUCGGCUUUUCUGUUAUGCUUUAUGCGAUGGCAGGGUUGGUUGUGUAGACUUUUGAUAUGUACAUCUAUUGGUAUUAGAAACAGUCUAGCAUCUUUUGAUUUUAUGUGAAAUUGUACCUGUAUGGUGAUAUUAGAAUAGAAAGGUAUAGUUUUGAAGCUUUUAGAUUGAGAUC